This is a messenger RNA of Hyalella azteca, 1662 nucleotides long. RefSeq names its product organic solute transporter subunit alpha. Lineage: Eukaryota; Metazoa; Arthropoda; Malacostraca; Amphipoda; Hyalellidae. Gene Ontology annotation, biological process: transport. Bases 56 to 1120 code for a protein of 354 amino acids. The record is from RefSeq and is a predicted model, not a curated record. Gene Ontology annotation, molecular function: transporter activity. The transcript has 9 exons.
UGCAUUCAUCAGCUCGCCAUCGACACAAUUGAUUGGUGAAAAGCCAUCCGGUGUGAUGGACUUGAACGAGAGCGUGGGCUGCCUCAGACCAGAGUACAUCCCCACCGUGAGCGAGUACAGCGAAGCUUUAGGUGGAUAUGGAGUCCUUUUUACAACUCUCGGUGCGGUCACUACAGUUCUUCUAUACUUGCUCUUCUUCCAACAAAUUUGGUUCACAUACGCGAACACUCACAAGGCCUUCAGAAGACACAUCUACUGGCUCAUAUCUAUUUAUCCGAUGGUCACUUUGAUGUGCACUCUGGCGAUGGUUGUGCCGAGGGCUCACGAGAUUUGUAGCGCCGUCAAAAUCACAUACAUGAGCAUAGGAGUCGGGCACUUCGCUGACCUGACGAUCCUGAUGUACGGCAGCGAAAAUUUGAUGCUGGCGCAGGUCAAUUAUAGGCCUUUGCAGCUCAACGUGCUGCCCUUGUGCUGCUGCUUACCUUGCUUGCCAAAGCCACCUACUUCCAAGUGGCCUCUGCGACUCACCGUAGCGUUGGUUUACCAGAUGCCAAUAACGCAGUUCAUCUACUAUUUCCUGGCCGUGUACCUCAACAUCGCUGAGGUUAGCAAUAACACCGUGGCCGUCAUCCUGACGAUGCUGAACUUCGCCAGUUUCUUGAGCGGCGUUUACGCGCUGAACGUCCUGGAAAAUCUCGUGCGGCAGGAUCUUUUCCCUUACCGAUACAGUGUUAAAUCUAUGGCACUGAAAAUCCUCAUCCUUACAACUAAACUGCAAGCCUUUCUUUUCAACGUCCUUGGUAGCAACGGCGUAUUUCCGUGCCUCAACGAAUUCAUCACUCCAGUGGUGUACGAAAACACUCUCGAGAAUUCAGUUCUUCUGGUGGAGAUGCUCGUGUUUGGGUUCUUUUCAUACGCCAUGUACUCAAGACCUGAAUUUAAGGAGUUCCUCGGCGACAAUGAAAUUUUCCAAAAUGUCAUCGCAAAGAACAGCGGACCAAAUGCAACGGAGAUGAUGGCUUCAGGACAGGUCGUGUCCGACGCGCCACAUGCUUCCGCCCCAGCGUGUAAAAUUACUUCCAAUGACGGCAUCUUUGUUGCAAACUCCGCCAUCGCGUGAGCGUCCCUAGAGCAACAGAAUAAAAUUAAAAAAAUAGUGUUUUCGUAACUAGUUGAAAUAUGCCAAGUAACGUCACGGCGAUCAACACUACUGCAAUGACUAUUAAGUUACAGGGAUAAUAAUUACUGUAUUGAACUCUAAAUUGUCGUUCCCUUGUAAGAUCAAGGGAACAUAUUGUGUCUAUAAGAGGAAAUACUGAUAUUAUAUAAUUAGUCAACGACACCGCUGAACGUGUUAUGAAUACUGAUCUGUUAAUUAUUUACCCGUUUAUUAAUCGUUUUUAUACCGUGUCUCUCAUCUCUGAUUUUAUUGCCGUUUACAUCAAUACUUGCCGCAAUUAUGAGUUCGUUACUGUGCAUUUAGCUAUAAUUCCAAUAAAAUGCCAAUGUACGCAUUUCAAUUAGUUAAUUUCUUAAUUUCUGUUACUACAAAAGUACGAAUUAUCCGACCCGUUGUGCAAGCAGUUAGGAUACGUCUUAGUUAAACCAAAUGAUCAUUAGUGAUUUGGAGCUGUCUGUUAAUUAAACAAAACAUAUUUUAGC